Fusarium graminearum PH-1 is the source of this 1299-nucleotide messenger RNA. RefSeq lists its product as uncharacterized. NCBI's taxonomy places the organism in Eukaryota, Fungi, Ascomycota, Sordariomycetes, Hypocreales, Nectriaceae. The record is from RefSeq and is a predicted model, not a curated record. Bases 1 to 1299 code for a protein of 432 amino acids. The transcript has a single exon.
AUGGAGGCCUGUCGAAUUGAUACAUCACAUAAUUACAUCGUCCUGCAAUCUAACCACAAAUACCCAAGACCUUUUGCCACCAAGAGAAAAAAGAAAAGAGUAAUGCAACAGCAAUCUCACCUCAUCUUUUCACAUGGGCAUCUGCAAUUGCACGUACCAACUCGCUAUGUUCCUCCUGAAGAAAGUAGAGCAUGGACCACGACGCAUCUGGAUGACAUUUGUCUAGACGUGGACUCUUUAACCCUGGAAGCUUCCCAAGCAAGAGCGAAACGCAAAAAGGAAUCAACCCAAAAAUACAAACCGGAGCGCAAAAAGGAAUUCUCUCGGAAAUACAAAGUCCAGUCUCGUCUCACAACCCAUAACGGCGCGCUAGUACUCGGUCGGCCUCUGGCCCACGUGUACCCUCCAAACCCAGGCCCAGACUCAGACCCUUGCGUGAUAAAUCCCACCAGUAAUUCUGUCUCAAGAAUUUCUUUUUUCUUGUUGCUUCCAGGAGAACUGCGUCUCCCCAUCUAUCGCCAUCUCCUCGUCUCCAAUAAUCUCCCUGUUCUGUGCUCCACCACACCUGUCGGCAGCUUUCGCGUUCUGGCGGAGGAGUUGUACGAUUCCGACUUGAGGAUCCAUCCGCAGAUUCUGCAGACAUGCAAGACAGUCAACCGAGAAGCGACGCCGAUUCUUUUCGCUGACAAUGUCUUUCGGAGGAGAUUCUACUGGCCGACUUGCUGGGAGUGGAGACGAGGGAGUGUACCUUUGCCUCUGAGCGAAUCUUCACCCAUCAAUGCUGUCAACUUGCAGAGCGUCACGAAGAUCCGCCUCUUUCGGGAAUACCGAAAAUGGCUACGCAAUGGGAGACUGAGAGUUUUGGACGAUUUUCCCUCACUGAGAGAGUUGCAAGUCCACGUGGACGUGAACGACGCCCAUGUUGUGCCCUCGACAUAUAAAGAUGCUUUGAGGUCAAUUCAUCUUCACCACCAUCAGCUCCCCAACCUCAAAUUCAAGAUGCACCUCGCAUUCGACCAGGCUUAUAAAGACUGGUGCAACGAAUAUUCCAGUCGCCCGAUGGGCUUCAGUCUGCAUCUGCGAAAAAAGGCAGAAUUCGAACAAUGGCUCCAAAAAGAGGAAAUGUUUGCCGACAAAAUUAUAACCUGGUCAUUUCUGAUAGAAUUGAACAGCUACGUCGACCCAUCGGCAACAAUCAUGUUCUCAGCGGCCACGUCCAAAUCGAGGGAUCUGGCCGAUGAUAUACUGUGCUGCAUCGAAGACGAUGGCAAAAAGACGUGGAGUAAACUACCAAUGUGA